AUGCUGGUGUCCCUGCAGCUAACCACGCGCCGGUCGCACCAGGAUCACGCUUACAACAUCGGCCACGUCGGAGGGGAUUAUGAUUGGCGAGUGGACAUCAUGCCGCCCCUGGCCCUGUCGAUCCGUGCGGCCGGGGCACAGACUGCAUUUAGCAAGGGGAGGUUGAAGCGGUUUGGUGGUGAAACGAGCUCCGUGCCAGGGCUGGUGUGGCCGGGCCAAAUUUCUGCUGGGAAGCUUGGCGGAGUAGAGACUCGAAGCCCGCUGUUUCAGUGGGAUUAUGAUCGCGGAGCAGUACGGCGUCACGAUCCGCCUGGUGGGCUUCGUUUCGAUCGUGCUUCACGUGGGGCGUGGUAUUGUUCACCAGAUGGUCCUGACGGAUGUGUUGUACGAAAAGUGCAUGGACACGUCGAAUCACCGUCCUCUUGGGUACCAGAGCGUAUGACCCCGAAGCAGUCUCCCUCUGGCGCCCUCCAUACCCAGGGCAAGGGCAUGCUUGCUCCCUUCCCUCGACAGGGACAGGAUGACUAUAGUAUGGACCCUUCGACCGUAGUCUAG
Messenger RNA from Penicillium canariense, 555 nucleotides. RefSeq lists its product as uncharacterized. The record is from RefSeq and is a predicted model, not a curated record. The coding region runs from base 1 to 555 and encodes 184 amino acids. The transcript has a single exon. Lineage: Eukaryota; Fungi; Ascomycota; Eurotiomycetes; Eurotiales; Aspergillaceae.